Molecule: messenger RNA, 189 nt
Organism: Ceutorhynchus assimilis (cabbage seed weevil)
Lineage: Eukaryota; Metazoa; Arthropoda; Insecta; Coleoptera; Curculionidae
Source: the annotation of a GenBank genome assembly
AUGACGAACUUGAUCCCAUCCAGAACAUCGAAUCGGCCAGUCCGAUUCCGAUCAAUAACCCGAGUACUCACUCUGGUCAACUAUGCUCCAGAGCGACCGAUGACCUGGCCUAGUGUAGUUCUGCGAACCACCGAAUGCUACCGACAAAACGAAAAGAAAUCCAUAGAUAAGAAGAAAAAGCAUAUGUGA